Periconia digitata is the source of this 2172-nucleotide messenger RNA. NCBI's taxonomy places the organism in Eukaryota, Fungi, Ascomycota, Dothideomycetes, Pleosporales, Periconiaceae. The record is from the annotation of a GenBank genome assembly.
GAACACCAUCGUCCAUACUAUCAAUUUCACUUUUGCAUCGAUCAUCAGUCGAAAGAGGAGGGCAUUGUGUUUGGGAUGAGCUUGUUACGGGCUACAAAGCAUGUAGUGGCCCGUGGUAGGGGGAUUGGGCCAUCCUAUGCCGGAAUAUCAAGAACGCGUUGUCAAGAGAUCACGCUGAUGCGAUCUGAUGCACCAGCAUCUUAUCGGAAUUUCAGCAGAACAUGUUCCAACAAAGAAAGUGCAGAGACUGAAAUAAAGUCGGAGAACAAUAUCCGUCAGAUCUUGGAUGACUACAAGAAAACAAACGGGUUGAAAUUUAACUCGAUUGCAUGGAUGCCCUACCACAUCAACAGACCUCGCCUCGGAACAGAGAUUGAGCUAGAAGGUUAUUUGAUGAAUCGGCGAGACAUCAACAAGAAUCUUUCUUUCACGAUGUUAAGAAGCCCGACGCAGGAGUAUGCCAUUCAAAUUGUGUCGUCUGGACAAGAAGAAGGAUCCCAGGCCGCCGAAGCCCAUACGCAACUUAAAACGCUAAGAGAAUUCACGCCGGUGAAGAUCACAGGAACCCUCGAACCGAAGCAGCCAGCGAAGAACGCCAAGAAAAAUGCCGAAGAUGGGGAAAGCCCAAAACUGGCUGAUCAUACGCGGGAGAUUUAUAUUACCCAUAUCUUGCCCUUAGCUGAGAUUCCCUCGGAUUUGAUUGUUAAAGAAGGAUCAUCGUAUGGUCCGCACCAGCGUCAUCUCCAGCUUCGGACUUCUUCCGAACUGCGUAGAAGACUGAAGUUCCGAAAUCGAGCGAACCGGAUAGCCCGAAGCAUACUCCAUAAAAAAGGGGACUUUGUAGAGGUUGAAACGCCUUUACUAUUCAAAUCCACGCCCGAGGGUGCUCGCGAAUUUCUGGUUCCCACACGGAGAAAAGGGCUUGCGUACGCUCUGCCGCAGUCCCCUCAACAGUACAAACAGCUCCUCGUGGCUGCGGGGCAUCACAGAUAUUUUCAGUUUGCCAAAUGCUUCCGCGACGAAGAUCUCAGAGCCGAUCGACAGCCCGAAUUUACCCAGCUUGAUCUCGAGCUGGCUUUUGCCAGUGACGAAGAAGUCAUGUACACCGUCGACUCUCUCAUUCGUCCCCUAUUCUCAGAUAUGCUGGCAUGCCAUAUUCCAACUAUCCAGCGUAUAACCUACAAUGAAGCAAUGUCCCGUUACGGAUCCGACAAACCCGAUCUCCGGUUCCCAGCCCAAAUUCACAACAUAACCAAAUAUCUGCCCGAAGAUCUAAUCCGCAAGAUAACGCCCCUGGAGAACCCCACAGUCGAAGCUUUCAGAAUGACCCUCGACCGCAACUCUAGCAUCAACCACAAAUUCAUCUCCAAUUUCCUCGACGGACCAGAAGGGAAACCGUUCCUUGAAAAUCCACACGGACAACCUGGAACCUUUAUUGGCGACGUUUCGAAACCGCUUGGGGGCCUCGCAGCCCUGGGACACCGAGCGGCCAUGGAAAUCCCCUCCGAACUCUCCAUCGACCAAGGCGACAUUCUAGUCCUACAAGCACGUCCGACAGCUCCCCAUUCAGGAGGCUCCACCGUCCUCGGUAACCUCCGCACCGCCCUCUACAAAGCCGCCAUCGCCGCCAAACUCUGCGACGCCCCGCCCCGCGAUAAAUUCGUCUUCGCCUGGAUAACCGAUUUCCCGCUCUUCACGCCGUCCAACGACCAGGACCCCGGUCAAGGCGGUACCGCCGGCUUCUCCUCCACCCACCACCCUUUCACUGCGCCCAAGACCGACGCCGACGUCGAUUCCCUGCUCACAGACCCUUCGCGCGCCGUAGCUGCGCACUACGAUCUCGUGGUCAACGGCGUCGAGCUCGGCGGUGGCAGCCGCCGUAUCCACAACGCACAGGUCCAGGAAUUCAUCUUCAGAGACGUGCUCAAGAUGAAGCCUGAACGCAUCGAGGACUUCCGCCACUUGCUGGAUGCCCUGCGUAGCGGGUGUCCGCCACAUGCGGGCUUCGCGCUCGGGUGGGACCGGCUGAUUGCUAUGAUGACUGGGACGGACAGUGUGAGGGAUGUUAUUGCUUUUCCGAAGACGGGGAGUGGCGAGGAUCCGAUGGUUGGGUCGCCGAAUAUGGUGACCAAGGAGCAGUGGGACACGUAUCAUUUGGAGGUGAAGACGUAA